UGACCGCAUUGAAACGGCGUCGUUCAACCGAACCGAAACGAGAAGGCAACGGAAGAGUUAGUCCCCCUUUUCCCUUGUAGCAGAGGCAAUUCGUCUUCCAUCGCUCUAGGUUUCGUGUUGGAAUCAGCAAACAAACCCUAAUUUUGCCCCUUCUCCUGAUCAAUCGAUCUGUCGAUUUGAAGCUCCAGUUUGUAUUUUUCUUCCGUUUCUUGAGGGUAGUCGGAGUAAGGUGGGUCUUGCGAUGGCCAAAAGUUCCUUCAAGCUCGAACAUCCCCUUGAAAGGAGGCAGGCAGAAGCUGCUCGCAUCAGGGAGAAGUAUCCUGACAGAAUCCCUGUGAUUGUGGAAAGGGCUGAACGGAGUGACAUUCCUGACAUUGAUAAGAAGAAAUACCUUGUCCCAGCAGAUUUAACUGUUGGGCAGUUUGUUUAUGUGGUCCGGAAAAGGAUUAAGCUCGGUGCUGAGAAGGCUAUUUUUGUGUUUGUCAAGAACAUUCUACCUCCCACUGCUGCUAUUAUGUCUGGAAUUUAUGAAGAAAACAAAGACGAGGACGGUUUUCUUUACAUGACCUACAGUGGAGAGAACACAUUUGGAUCCCUCUAAAUUGCACUGAUGUCUAAUCCCUGUAAAUAGAACUGGAAGCAUUGAAGUAAAUUCUUGGCAGUCCCUCCUUUUAAAUUGCAAUGACUAGCAUGGUCAUAAUGUUUGGUGUCAGCUUUGGUUUGGAUUGGUAGCUUUAAUUUCAUGCUCUAAGAAAUUUGAUUUGAUAGUCUCUUUACUGAUCUCAUUUGAAUGAAUGAAAUCUAUUUUUAAGCAA
Molecule: messenger RNA, 815 nt
Organism: Malania oleifera
Lineage: Eukaryota; Viridiplantae; Streptophyta; Magnoliopsida; Santalales; Ximeniaceae
Product: autophagy-related protein 8C-like
Exons: 7
Coding region: 242-601 (119 amino acids)
Biological process (GO): cellular response to nitrogen starvation
Source: RefSeq, a predicted model, not a curated record